AUGAACAGGUUCAUAGCAAAAACAUCCGCACUGCAACCUACACAGCUCAUACUACAUGGCCCUCUUACCUCAAUGCGAAUAAGAAUCACAUCUGCCAAAAUACAAACUGCUCUCGACUGCACUAUGAACGCAAUUUGGUCAGCCUAUUUCAGACUUGUGCUUCAUGAUACUCCCUUGAACGCCAACCGAACUGCCCGAUGGCUUGAAUCCUCUUUCUACAUUCCCCCAACCCUCCAUCCCGUCAUCCCUUUCAAGGACCCUCAUUCCUUUUCGGGAUCGCCAUUCAUAUAA
Molecule: messenger RNA, 291 nt
Organism: Phycomyces blakesleeanus NRRL 1555(-)
Lineage: Eukaryota; Fungi; Mucoromycota; Mucoromycetes; Mucorales; Phycomycetaceae
Exons: 2
Coding region: 1-291 (96 amino acids)
Source: RefSeq, a predicted model, not a curated record